GUGUUACAGAAUAAAAAUAUGGCAGAGGGAGACAAGAAACCUGCCAAGAAAAAGCAUGGGAGCCGGAACCCGGUUCUGGCCCGUGGCAUCCGCCGCUACUCACAGGCUGUUAUGUACGGCCGUAGAGCCAUGUACAAGAGGAAGAUUAAGAUUGCAGAGUCUAAGAUUGAGAAGAGGAACAAGGUGAAGCCCAGAGCGACCACUGUAAAGUCUGUUGGUGGAGACAAGAAUGGAGGCACUCGUGUUGUCAAACUACGCAAGAUGCCCCGCUACUACCCAACAGAGGAUGUUCCCCGCAGACUUAAGACCCGCAAAACUAAGCCUUCCACCCAGCGCAGGAGGAAGCUUCGUGCCUCAAUCACCCCUGGAACUGUCCUCAUCUUGCUCAAUGGUCGUCAUCGUGGAAAGCGCGUGGUGUUCCUGAAACAGCUCACAAGUGGACUCCUGCUCGUCACUGGGCCUCUUGUCUUGAACAGAGUUCCCCUGCGCCGAGCUCACCACAAGUUUGUUAUCGCCACACAAACCAAAAUUGACAUCUCCAGUGUCAAGCUCCCCAAAACUCUGAAUGACACCUACUUCAGGAAGAAGAAGCUGAGAAAACCCCGUCAUCAGGAGGGAGAGAUCUUUGAUACCGAGAAGGAGAAGUACCAGCUGACAGAGCAGAGAAAGAAGGACCAGAAGGCUGUUGACUCUCAGCUCCUUCCCCUCAUCAGGAAAGAACCACAGCUGAAAGGAUACCUGCGCUCAUCCUUCUGCCUGUCUAGUGGCGUUUUCCCACACAAACUGGUUUUCUAAACGUGUCGUAAUAAAGAGUAUCACCACGA
This is a messenger RNA of Betta splendens (Siamese fighting fish), 824 nucleotides long. It is a transcript of the gene rpl6, whose product is annotated as ribosomal protein L6. The record is from RefSeq and is a predicted model, not a curated record. Gene Ontology annotation, cellular component: ribosome. Gene Ontology annotation, biological process: translation. Gene Ontology annotation, molecular function: structural constituent of ribosome. Bases 19 to 795 code for a protein of 258 amino acids. The transcript has 7 exons. Lineage: Eukaryota; Metazoa; Chordata; Actinopteri; Anabantiformes; Osphronemidae.